Messenger RNA from Penicillium subrubescens, 660 nucleotides. Its product is annotated as putative C6 transcription factor. The coding region runs from base 1 to 660 and encodes 219 amino acids. The record is from RefSeq and is a predicted model, not a curated record. Gene Ontology annotation, biological process: response to xenobiotic stimulus. Lineage: Eukaryota; Fungi; Ascomycota; Eurotiomycetes; Eurotiales; Aspergillaceae. The transcript has a single exon. Gene Ontology annotation, molecular function: DNA-binding transcription factor activity.
AUGCUCUGCAUCUACCGGCGCGUCCGCGCCCUAAACGCCCACGCACCACUCCCCGGAGGCGCCCUAGAUCGCAUCCUGUCGCUCGCGGGGCGGGGUCUCCGCGCGGCGCGCGGUAUGGUCGCGUCUACGUGCGCGUGGCAUCAGGUUGCGAAUGUGCCGUUUCAGGUUGUUUGUACGCUUUUGGCGAUUGAUAGUCGGGCGGCGUUGGGGUUGUUGCCGGAUGCGAUGGAGACGUUGAGGGAGGUUUUGGCCGCGUAUGAUACGGCUGUUAUGCGGGAGGCGUAUUCGACGGCUUAUUUGCUUAUUGCGUUGCAUCAGAGGAGGAAAGAGGAUGAUACGAGGGCUUUGGGGGAGGUGUUGAGGGCUAAUGCGGCUGCUGCGGUGCCGGUGUCGGUGUCGGUCCCUGGGCCUGUGCCGGAGGUGCAGAAGGUUGAAGGGGAAGGGCGGAUUGCUGGGAGUGGAUUGGAUGAAGUGCUGGCGACGACGCAGAUGGCCGUGCCGACGCAGGCGAGGGCGCAGGAUGUGUUGGGCCCGGUGUCUGAUGCGGAGCUUUCUUGGUUGGGCGAUUUGAUGAUUGAUAUGCCCAGCUUGCAGAACUUUGAUCUGGACCAGUUUUUAAUGACGGAUGUGCCGUGGCCGCUGCCUGAGAUGGGGAUUUAG